GAAGUGACGGGCCUUUCCUCCGGUUUAUCUCCUGCCAGCGCACUCCAGUAUUGCGGAUAACCUCCAUACUACGUGUCAUGUCCUUAUCACAUGUCAUGACUCCACUGGGUUUCUGCUUCUGCGCCCCAAGUCUUCUCCUCACCGGACAAGUUCUGCUGGUAGUGAUCCAGGCGGAUCCCAUUGCGGAGUGGGUCCAAAACCCAGUUCGUUUGACUUCAGAGCCCUGGGUGAGGACCGAACCCUGGUCUUGGCACCCCUCUGACCAAGCACCCAAAUCCCCGAAAGCUCAUCCAUCCGAAGCAGGCGUGGGGACCCUUGAUUACCUGGGCUCCUCUGCUCCAUCCCAGAUGUUCUCCCCGCCUCGGGAACUGAAGGACAGUUUUCUUUCAUUCCAAGCUAUGGAUACCUCUGUGGCGUCUCACCCGGAGUCAGAUCAGUUCACUGUUCCACAUCAGCACUUGGCCAAGCAAAUGACUCCACCCAGGAAACCGCUGGAGAGCAUUUCAAAGCUAAAUGGGGAUCAAAAUCAGUCUCCACAAUUCAAAAGUAUUUCCAAUCUAGAUCAGGCUGCAGAUGACCAGUUAUUUGAAAUACCUGAUCCACCACUGGACAGUGAGCAUUCAAGCAUAACAAAGCUCAUAGCUUCACCCCAGAACUUACAAAAAGACCUAGUUCAGCACAGGCCACUUGCUAAGGAGGUUGUUGGAACUACUAAACAAUUUGCAAAAUCUCAACUCCAAAAAAAAACUGUGGCAGAUGUGUAUAGGGAUCCAAAUAUGAAUGAAGCUUAUUCUAAGAGCUUGCCUCUGCAAACCCAGGUAAACCAAGAGGGGCCUCCAGAGCCUUCCGAGAAUAUUGAACCUCCUGAAUACCUGCUGGAAGCACAAACUCAAGAGUCAGAGAAUCUUGAUAUGGCCCACGAAAGCCCAGAGUAUCUCCCAGUGCUCCCUGAGGAAGAUGAGACUUCAGUCCCAAAGGAAAACCCAGUUCAACAUCAUUUUGCUUCUGUGAAAGCUGUAGCCCUAAAGCAUCCUGACAGAAAUGUUCCCUCUCCAAAGAGAAAUGAAGCUCACCGCUCCAAAUUGCCAAAUGUCACAGUGAAGCCUGUGGAUCUGGAGGUUACAGUAAUUUCAGAGGAAGAUAAGGAAACCCAACAUUCUCUGAGCCAGCAGCAGGCCCCAGGCCAUCUUCCAGCAAGUCCUAAGGAGGUAGAACCUUCGUUAACCCAACAAGAUACCCUGGAACAGUUUUCAGGGGGUCCUGAGGAGAUAGGAACUUCAUUGACCCAUCAGGAGGCCGCAGCUCCAAAUCCAGAGCUUUCUGAGGAGUUGGGACCUUCAUUAGUCCAACAAGAGGCCCUAAGUGAAUCUUUAGAACUCCCCAAAGACCUUGAAGCAUCUGGUAGCCAGCUAGAAGUUCCAGCACUACAUACAAAGCCUCCUGAAGAAGUCAAUCCUCCAACUGAGCAAGAGGCUACGAUCCCAACUCCAGAACCCUCUAUGCCAAAUAUAAUUGAAAUUCCAGCAGCAACAGUUUCACAUCACAAUCAGGAUCAAGUCCACCAUUAUACUUUGCCCACAAUUACAGUCCAACCUGCAGAUGUGGAAGUUACAAUAACUUCCAAACCUUUUAAGGAAGCUGAGAUAUCUCCAGUUCAGGAAGAGACUCAGACUCCCGGUCCUGUGAAAGCUGGACACUAUAGCCUAGAACAGCAGGCAGCUGUACCUUCGGAGUCUUCUGGGGAGGUUGAAUCACUUGAAAGGUACCUGGGAUUCCUAACUCGGCCUCCAGAGGAAGAGGAGGAAGAGGAGGAUGAGGAUGAGGAUGAGUCUUCUCUAACCCGAGAGGACAUCCCAUCACAACAUCCAAGUCCUAUUGUGGAGGGUGAACCUUCUCCUAUUGAACUACAGCAGCCAAUUCGACCCUCUGAAUCUCCUGAGGAGGUGGGAUUAGGUCCUGAAAACCAGUCAGAAGUCUUAGUUAAACCUGCAGAGCUCCCUGAGGAAGUCAAGUCUCCAGUGGAGCAAGAGGCUCCACUUCAAGCUCCAGAAUCCCAUUUUGAGACUAUAGUUGACACGCCACCAAUUCAUGAAAUCCAGCCAGCUCCAAAUGAAGCUCUCCAUCAUCAUUGGCCAAAUGUUACCGUUAGACCUGUGGAUUUGGAGCUUGCCAUAACUUCAGAGCCUAUCAAGGAGACCAAGUCUUCUCUAGCCCAGCAGGAGUCCUCGGUGCAUCCUCCAGAGUAUACUGAAGAGGGGGAUUCUUUUCGCUACAAGCAGGAACAGCUGGUUCAGCCUUCUAAGCUGGAAAUUCUAACUCACACCUCAGAGCAUCAUCAUUUGACAAGUUCACCCUCAGCUCACCAUCAAACUCACCAUUCAAGCUCGCCCACUACAAUGGUUAGACCUCCAGAUGUGCAGCUCACCAUAGCACAAAAUCCCACAGCAGAGGUGGAACCUCCUCCGGCACUUCAUGAGGUUGUAGGUAAACCAAUUGCCAUCUCCGACAAGGGUGUAAACACUUCAACUCACCAUACACAUCCGGCUGUAACUCCAGAGCCUUUGGAAGAAGUUGAACUCUUGUCAAAUCAAGAGGAGGCUCCAGUUCAAUCUGCAGAGCCUGUUGAGUAUGAGAAGCCUUCUCUAAGUCAGCAGAAGAGCACAGAUAAGAAUCCGGAGCUCCUAGAGGAAGGUGGACCUUCUUCAGCACAGCAGGAGACCCUAGUGAAUCCUCCAGUGUUCCCUAAUGAGAUGAUAGUUCAACCUUCAGCACACUAUGAGGCAACAGGUCCUCCCCUGAUUCAGACUCAACUUCAUCCUCCCACAUCAUACAAUGUCACAGCUAAGCCUCCAGAGUUGACUAAUGAGGUUGAAACUUCAAGCCAACAGGGAUUUGAACCUUCAAAUGACCAGCAAGAAGAAGUUACAAGUCAGUAUCCAAUGCCCCCUGAAACUCAUCAAGAUUCUCCAGUUUAUCAAUGGGUCCUAACCCAGCCUGCAAAGCUUCCUGAGGAA
Molecule: messenger RNA, 3014 nt
Organism: Mus caroli (Ryukyu mouse)
Lineage: Eukaryota; Metazoa; Chordata; Mammalia; Rodentia; Muridae
Source: RefSeq, a predicted model, not a curated record